Molecule: messenger RNA, 822 nt
Organism: Hyaloscypha bicolor E
Lineage: Eukaryota; Fungi; Ascomycota; Leotiomycetes; Helotiales; Hyaloscyphaceae
Product: actin-crosslinking protein
Exons: 2
Coding region: 1-822 (273 amino acids)
Cellular component (GO): nucleolus; catalytic step 2 spliceosome; striated muscle dense body
Molecular function (GO): actin filament binding
Source: RefSeq, a predicted model, not a curated record
AUGGUCAAAGCAUUAACAUUCAAAGGCGACAAGAAGACGAAGAAGCGGAAGCGAGUCGAUGUCGCCGAGAAAUUCGGAGAGGAUGAAGGUUCGACUUCGAAGGAGGUAGCAAAGACGGAGAAGGAGGACCCCUCAGUCGACGAUGAUAGCUGGGUUACGGCAGAAGCUGUAGGAGAUGUAGUAGGACCUAUUGUUAUCGUCAUGCCCUCUGAACCACCAACUUGCAUAGCAUGCGACACGAAUGGCAAGGUCUUUCCAAGCCUGCUGGAGAACGUCGUCGACGGCAAUCCCGCGACUGCGGAACCACAUGAUGUAAGGCAAGUUUGGGUUGCGAACAAGGUGGCAGGGACAGAGACGUUUAGCUUCAAAGGUCAUCAUGGAAGGUAUUUGAGCUGCGACAAGUUCGGCCAGCUAUCUGCCAAUACAGAAGCCGUUUCUCCCCUCGAAUCAUUCCUCACAAUACCCACAGCCGAUGCACCUGGGACUUUUCAGAUACAGACCCUGCGCGACACAUUCUUGACCAUCAAGCCAUCGACGUCUUCAAAAGCCAACGCUCUGCCCGAGAUCCGUGGUGACGCGGAAAGCAUUACAUUCAAUACUACAUUCCGAAUACGAAUGCAAGCAAGAUUCAAGCCAAAACUCAAGGCAUCAAAGGAGGAGAAAGCGAGUCAAAAGAUCAGCAGGAAGGAACUCGAAGAAGCUGUCGGGAGGAGGUUAGACGAUGGCGAAGUUAGAAGGUUAAAGAAAGCUAGGAGAGAAGGUGAUUAUCAUGAAGCACUGUUGCUCAUAAAGGUCAAGAAUAAGCAUGAUAAGUAUAGUUGA